AUGGCCACCGAAAAGCCCAUCAACUUUGUAUUCACCCUAACCACACUCACAGUACUACUCAUCCUCUCCCUGUCGAUAAUCCCAUCCCGAGCCCAGCUGUCCCCGACUUUCUAUGCCCGCACAUGUCCCAAUGUGCUGCGUACAAUCCGUGGUUCCAUCUGGAGGGCCGUGGCUCGUGAGCGCCGCAUGGCGGCCUCACUCAUCCGCCUCCACUUUCACGACUGCUUCGUGCAGGGCUGUGAUGGUUCCGUGUUGCUGGAUGAUGGGCCCACGAUCCAGAGCGAGAAGUCGGCUGUCCCUAACCUCAACUCCGCAAGAGGGUUUGAUGUGAUUGAGGCCGCCAAGAGAGAUGUCGAGCGAACGUGCCCAGGUGUCGUCUCGUGUGCCGACAUUCUGGCUGUGGCCGCGCGUGAUGCCUCUGUGGCAGUGGGUGGGCCGUCAUGGAAUGUGAAGCUCGGGAGAAGGGACUCUACCACAGCUAACCGUGAUGCGGCGAACCGUGAACUACCGAGCCCAUUUUCCAGCCUUCAAGGCCUAAUCACUUCUUUUUCCGACAAGGGCCUCAGUGAAAGAGAUAUGGUCGCCCUCUCUGGAUCACACACGAUCGGGCAGGCCCAGUGCUUCCUGUUCCGCAGCAGGAUCUACAGCAACGGCACGGACGUCGAUCCACUCUUUGCCCGUCUGAGGAGUCGGACGUGCCCUCAGACGGGUGGGGACAGCAACCUUUCCCCGCUCGACUUCGUAACUCCCAACAGGCUCGACAACAACUACUUUACGAACCUUCGUCAAAGGAGGGGUCUCCUUCAGUCGGACCAAGUCCUUUUUAGCGGGGGCUCCACAGACAGUCUCGUCUUCAACUACAGCAGAAAUCCCCACCUGUUCGCCUCCGAUUUCGCUAAUGCCAUGCUCAAGAUGUCCGAGAUUCAGCCCUUGCUCGGGUCCAAUGGGAUCAUAAGGAGGGUUUGUAGCGCCACUAACUAA
This is a messenger RNA of Striga hermonthica, 981 nucleotides long. The record is from the annotation of a GenBank genome assembly. NCBI's taxonomy places the organism in Eukaryota, Viridiplantae, Streptophyta, Magnoliopsida, Lamiales, Orobanchaceae.